UUCACUUCAGUUGCGAAGAGUGAGCGCUGGCGAACGUUUCAUGUGGCGGCAUAAACGAUUUUGGAUUCGUAACUCAAGUGUUCUAAAGCGCAUAAGUGAAGAAAUUCAAGUUCAAAGUGUAGAAGAAUUGUGCAGAAAUUGUGUAACUCCGUUGCAGCGCCGAGUAUUUCAGUUUUACUAAGAAAAUUUUAAAUUAAUAAUAAAUAUUGUGCAAUAUAAUGAAAAAAUGAUUUGCUUAAAAAUAUUUUGAAUAAAAUUUUCGUUUCGUAAAUUUUUUCGCAGCUGUUGCCAAAGGCAACAACACGAAGCCAACACAUCGUGCAUAGUAUUUAUGUAUAUUGAGUAACCAAAGUGAAAAUUCAGAAAAUCAAAAAAUUGAAAAAUAAAAAUCGAAAAACUUGUUGUGUCCAAGUGGGCGCGCGCACAACAACGCGUUCGGCGGCAAAGUGUAUCCAAGUAUCGUCGCUUAUGUUGUUAGUGCUGUUAUUUUCGGCGCGCUGCAUGACGUACUGAAGCGCGCUACGGUUGGGCGCUCAUGCCCAUGCUCGGCGCCCGUUCACUACAACGUCGCCUCUUCCUAGUUGCGCGCGCGUUUCUAGCGAGUCUUCUACAGUAUUUCGGCCAAAAAUCUUUGUGUUGCUUUUUUUGCUGGUCAGCGUUUGGGCCAGUGUUGUUGUCACCGCAACGAAACGCGCUGUGACAGUCGACAAUGUGGUUAAUUUGCGCGCCUCAUAGCAAACUCAGCGCAAUAAUAAAUUCACUUUGUUGUAAUAUUUAGCUAAGUAAAACGAAAAUUCUAAAAAAACAACAACAACACGUUUCGCAAAGUGAAAAACAAAAAUAUACGUUAUGCGUUCAUUGGCACAAAAAUAAGCUGAAGAAGAAGGAAGCUGAGCGCGCUAGGCAAAAAAAUUGGUACUCGUGAGCAGGAGAUAAUGUGUAGCGCAAACAAAGCGAAAUAAUCAAAAAAUAGAAAAUUCACUAAAGUGCGCUGUUUGCUGUUGUGUUGUGUGUGACAUAAUGUGACUGCGAAGCGUUGUGCAAAUGUUGUCAACCUCAGCGGCAAUGCAGCCAAUGGGAGCGCGCGCUCAAGUGUGUGUUUAUGUGUCUGUGUGUGUUUGUGCAUCGCGGUAUAAUGUGCAAACAUCAUAAAUUAAAAUAUUUAACGGCAAAAGCAUUCAAAAUGAUGUAUAAAAUUAAAAUAAUAAUUGAAAAAUAAUUCAGAUUGCAAACAAAUUACAGAAAAAGCACGCGCUGCCAAUAAAUAUUGGCUGUAAAAAGCGCUUCUUUGGUGAAGUGAAAUAUUAGUGCAGCGUUUGAGUAUGAAAAUGUAAAACGGUGUUGUUGUUGUGCAAAAAAAUUACUCAGUUAUGGCAGAUUUCGCUUUUCUACUCAACGAAAGCAUCACCACAAACGUCAUGAGCAAUGGGAUGUCGGGGUGUGACCAAAGCACUGUCGAAUCAUUGGCCGAAGAUCCAACAGAUUCACCAUUCGGUACCGCUGAGUGUCUCAAAGUACGCAAGUACUGGUGUUUUUUGCUCUCCAGCAUAUUUACCUUCCUUGCUGGGCUAUUUAUUGUGCUACUAUGGCGUGCAUUUGCGUUCAUUUGCUGCCGCAAGGAGCCCGAUUUGGGACCAAACGAUCCCAAACAGAAAGAGCAGAAGGCGUCACGCAACAAACAAGAGUUCGAGGGUACCUUUAUGACCGAAGCCAAAGAUUGGGCUGGCGAGCUUAUAUCGGGACAAACGACAACUGGUAGAAUUUUGGUCGUGCUUGUAUUUAUACUCAGCAUUGCAUCACUCAUUAUUUACUUCGUGGAUGCAUCUAGCGAAGACGUCGAAAGGUGUCAAAAAUGGAGUAAUAACAUUACUCAACAAAUCGAUCUCGCAUUCAAUAUAUUUUUUAUGGUUUACUUUUUUAUACGAUUCAUAGCGGCGUCCGAUAAACUUUGGUUUAUGUUAGAAAUGUACAGUUUUGUAGAUUAUUUUACAAUACCCCCGUCCUUUGUAUCAAUAUAUUUAGAUCGGACAUGGAUCGGUCUUCGAUUUCUUCGAGCGUUACGUCUCAUGACCGUACCGGAUAUUUUACAAUAUUUAAACGUUCUAAAAACAUCGAGCUCGAUACGCUUGGCUCAACUAGUAUCAAUUUUUAUAUCUGUAUGGUUAACAGCAGCGGGCAUAAUACAUCUGCUGGAGAACUCUGGCGAUCCGCUGGAUUUUAAUAAUGCUCAUCGAUUAUCCUAUUGGACCUGUGUCUAUUUCCUAAUUGUGACCAUGUCAACGGUAGGAUAUGGUGACGUUUACUGUGAGACUGUAUUGGGAAGAACCUUCCUUGUGUUCUUUCUACUCGUCGGCUUGGCAAUGUUUGCCAGCAGUAUACCGGAAAUAAUAGAGCUCGUUGGUAGUGGCAAUAAAUAUGGCGGUGAACUGAAAAGAGAACACGGAAAGAGACAUAUUGUCGUUUGCGGACAUAUAACGUACGAGUCGGUGUCGCAUUUCUUAAAGGAUUUCCUGCACGAAGAUCGCGAAGAUGUGGAUGUGGAGGUGGUAUUUUUACAUCGCAAGGAGCCUGAUCUGGAGCUAGAAGGUCUGCUGAAGCGUCACUAUACGACGGUGGCGUUUUUUCAGGGCACCAUGAUGAAUGCCGUCGAUUUGGAGCGAGUCAAGGUACACGAAGCUGAUGCCUGCUUGGUACUGGCCAAUAAAUAUUGCCAAGAUCCCGAUGCUGAAGAUGCUGCCAAUAUUAUGCGAGUCAUCUCGAUUAAAAACUACAGCGAAGACAUACGAGUGAUUAUACAACUUAUGCAAUAUCAUAAUAAGGCUUAUUUACUUAACAUACCCUCGUGGGAUUGGAAACAAGGUGAUGACGUCAUCUGUCUGGCCGAACUUAAACUUGGCUUCAUUGCACAGAGUUGUCUGGCGCCGGGCUUCUCAACAAUGAUGGCGAAUUUAUUCGCGAUGCGUUCGUUUAAGACUUCACCAGACAUGCAGUCGUGGACCAAUGACUAUCUGCGCGGCACGGGCAUGGAAAUGUACACUGAAACAUUGAGUCCCACAUUCAUUGGAAUACCAUUUGCUCAGGCCACUGAACUGUGCUUUUCGAAACUGAAACUACUGCUGGUCGCUAUCGAAAUCAAAGGUGCCGAAGAGGGUGCGGAUAGUAAAAUAUCGAUAAAUCCGCGUAAUGCCAAAAUACAGGCGAAUACACAAGGCUUCUUUAUUGCGCAAAGUGCGGAUGAAGUGAAGCGCGCCUGGUUUUACUGCAAGGCCUGCCAUGAGGACAUCAAAGACGAAACAUUGAUCAAGAAGUGUAAAUGUAAAAACUUGACAGUACAGCCGAGGACCAAAUUUGAUGAUUUAGUGGCCACAUUCAGGAAAGGCGUCCGCGCCGUCCAAAUGGUGGGACGUGCAAAAGACGAUGAGUACUCACUCUACUCAAAUGAUUUCCAUCCAGCACCCACAUUUACGCCGCCAGAGUUGCCCAAGCGGGUGCAUGUGCGCGGAUCAGUAACGGGUGACAUGACACGCGAUAGAGAGGAUGUGAACCUCAUAAAUCGCAAUGGACGCCGUACGAACGGCACCGGCAACGGUAGUACAGGGUUGCAUAUGAAUUCAAUAGCGGCGAAACAAGUUAACAAGGUGAAACCAACAAUUAACCGACAACAGGUUGAGGGUCAGGUGAUAUCACCAUCACAAUACAACAGGCCGCCAGAAAACGAUGCUAACCCAUAUGCGGGCUAUCAACUCGCUUACGAAGUUAAAAAGCUCAUGCCAACAAGUCGCAGCUCCGGCACGGGCACACAGAAUCAAAAUGGCGGCGUUACACUACCGGCCGGCAUUGCGGACGAUCAAUCGAAGGAUUUCGAUUUUGAGAAGACCGAAAUGAAAUACGAUUCGACGGGCAUGUUCCACUGGAGUCCGGCUAAGAAUUUAGAAGACUGCAUAUUGGAUCGCAAUCAAGCGGCAAUGACUGUUCUAAAUGGUCACGUUGUCGUAUGCCUUUUUGCCGAUCCAGAUUCGCCGCUAAUCGGACUGCGCAAUCUGGUGAUGCCAUUGCGCGCCUCAAAUUUUCACUAUCACGAACUGAAGCAUGUGGUGAUAGUCGGUUCGGUGGACUAUAUACGACGCGAAUGGAAGAUGUUGCAGAAUUUGCCAAAGAUAUCGGUGUUGAACGGAUCGCCGCUGAGUCGCGCCGAUUUGCGUGCCGUUAACGUGAAUCUGUGCGAUAUGUGUUGUAUACUGUCGGCGAAAGUUCCUAGCAACGACGAUCCGACGCUGGCCGACAAGGAGGCCAUUCUAGCGUCACUCAACAUCAAGGCAAUGACCUUUGACGAUACGAUCGGUGUACUGAGUCAACGUGGGCCCGAAUUCGAUAAUCUGAGCGCGACCGCUGGCAGCCCAAUUGUGCUGCAACGGCGCGGCUCCGUUUACGGCGCGAAUGUGCCCAUGAUAACAGAACUGGUCAACGAUAGUAACGUGCAGUUUCUCGAUCAAGACGAUGACGAUGAUCCGGAUACGGAGCUAUAUCUGACGCAGCCGUUCGCCUGCGGUACCGCCUUCGCCGUUAGUGUUCUCGACUCGCUGAUGUCGACGACGUACUUUAAUCAAAACGCUUUAACGUUAAUCCGCUCACUUAUCACCGGCGGCGCUACACCCGAGCUGGAACUCAUACUCGCCGAAGGUGCUGGUCUACGUGGCGGUUACAGCACUGUGGACAGUCUUAGUAAUCGUGACAGAUGUCGUGUUGGCCAAAUUUCGUUGUAUGACGGUCCCUUGGCACAAUUCGGCGAAUGUGGUAAAUAUGGAGAUCUAUUUGUGGCAGCGCUCAAAUCGUACGGCAUGCUUUGCAUUGGCCUCUACCGAUUUCGGGAUACGAGUUCGAGUUGUGAUGCGAGUAGCAAACGUUAUGUUAUAACGAACCCACCCGAUGAUUUUUCACUACUGCCAACAGAUCAGGUUUUCGUAUUAAUGCAAUUCGAUCCGGGCUUAGAGUAUAAACCGGCCGCAGUACGUGCGCCACCUGGUGGUCGGGCUGCCAACACACAAGGCUCCGGGGUCGGUGGGGGUGGUUCAAACAAGGAUGAUAACUCUUGAUUGUUACUGUGUAGCGCCUUAACUGAUGGUCCUUACUCGUACAUUUGAACGAUGGAGCAAACGAUCGGGUACAAAAUAGCGCAUUUCUGGCAAUACAUAAUCGGCAGAAUCUGGCAAAAAUUACGUGCGGCAAUGCAAAAUGUAUCGAACAAAGACAAUUAGCAAAACAACAACCAAUUACAAAAGUAACAAACAAAAGCAAACAAUUGGUGAAAAUAAACAGAGUAAGCCGCUGUUAGAAAAAUCUAAUAGGAAUUUGUCAAAAUUAUAUGUAAAGAAAUGCUUAUGUAAUACAUGGGAGACCAAGACCAAGUAAAUGCGCCAUUUUGUACUUUUAUAUUUGCACAGACAUUCGCCAAUGCCAAAUCUCAUUGUAUGUAUAUGAGUUAAGCAACAAAAACAAAACAUUUCAAUUCACAAUUGGAAGCAAAUGUCUUUGCAAGUAUAAAAAUCUCAAACUCCAACUAAUAAAAUAUACAAAAUAACAACUGAUUAUUCGAAUCAGUAAGAGUAAAAUCCAUCGUUCAAAUGGUAAAAAGAUUGCUUCCCACACCAUUCCGCAAUGCCCUGAAACUACUUAAUUAAUUUUCAAAAAUUUAUUAACGUCAAUUUACUGUUUUCAUUUAGGAUAUAUGUAUGUAAUCAACUAUUUAUGUACCGAAAAUUGUACUUAUAUUUAAUUUUUUUAAUUUAGUAAUUUAUUUCAUAUUGUUUAAUAAAUCUUUAUAAUUUAGCUUUAUAUACAUCUUCUGUUAAUUAUUUAUCGCACUUUGCACCCUCACUGAAAUUUAAAGACCUAGUUUUACGCUUAGCUUAGCUUGGUACUCAAAUCAAAUGACUUGUAUAACUUAUCUUGAUAAAAAAUUAAACAAAAAAAUAUAAUCUAAGUUUUCGUUUCAGUAAAGUUUGAUAUAUUGUUACACUGUAAUUUUUUUAUGUAAUAUACUUUAUUAUAAUUUACACUAGUUGUUUUAGAAUAUAGUGUGUGAGCUUAUAAUAUCAUAUUUAUUAAUUUAAAUGCACACAGAAGUGGUUUUUCUAUGAGUUUGUAUGAAAUAUAGUAAGCUAAGUUUUCAAUUGAUACAAAAGUGGUGAAUCAAAGCUUAUCGCUGAAAAAUAUUUACACUAAAUUAAUUUUUUUAAAUGUAAUUUUUCAUUUAAAUAAUUUAAUUUAUAUUUAUGCUUCAUUUCCGUAAUGCCCCUAAAUGUAGGCAAGGUUAAUAUAGACUAGUUCUUUAUUAAUAAUGAAAACAUUGCCUACAUUUAGGCAUCUCACUAAAAUUGUAGUGAUGUGGCACACCUAAGAAGGCUUCUAAACUAAAAUUUUUAAUAUUUCUUUCAUUAAAAUAAAAAAAAAAUAAAUUUUCCUUAUUUUAUAUUAAAAUUAAUAACACUGUGAGAAAAAGUUUGAGGAAAACGCUCUUCUGUGUGUAUUUUAAAAGCUUUAGUUGUAGUAGUUUAUCAAAGAAAAAUAUAAAUUUCAACAUGUUUCAUAAUAUUAUAUUAUAUUUUUAUUUUAAUAUCGCUAAAAAUGUAUAUUUUUUAAUAUUUAAUUUGAAAUAUAAAUUUAGAAUUUAAAAAAAAUAUUUUUUGUUGUACUUUUUACCAUGAAUUUUAAUUUUUCUUAUAUUUUCAAAUAUUGAUUACUUUUUCAAAAUUAUAAAAAAUAUAUAAAUUAAAUACUUUUUUUUACAAAAAUAUUCAUUAUUAAUUAAUUGGCAUUUUCAACUACUAUACUUUACUCGAAAGUUCAAAACCCCGAACUUUUUGUUCUCACAUAUUUUUAUUCUCAAGCAAAUCGGCACUCAUUGUUCACUGCUUAGAAGUUAUGUAAAAGAAUAGGAGCACUUAAUGUCUCAUUGCACAUACUUCCCGUUCCACAUCCACCAAACAAUUCAAACAAUAAGCACUUUUGCACUCAUUUCACUUUGAGAAAAAAAUUGAAAAUAUAUAAAAAUUAUAAGCAGCUUUGAACACCGCCUCACGGCCUCACGACCUUACGAUUUCGUUGUAGUACAAGCACCGCCGUAGCUCGUAACAAACAUUUCAAUAAUUCAUUAGCUUCACAUACAAAAUGCAUCAAUUACUGUAUAUCACAUUGUGUUGGGCAUUCGGGGGAGGUAUGUAUGCAACGAAGAGAAAACAACUGUUAAAAUUUGAAUUUCGUCUAAACAAACAUACACUUGACAUUUGCCUAGCAUUUAAGAUAUAUCAUUCAUACUUAUAUUUUUCACUGAUCUUUACACAUUUUUUCAUGCUGACCUACUUAUUUCAUCGUCGUUGCACACCGCAUGUUGAUGAAACAGUUCGUUCAUAACCCAGCAUAUACGGCAAAUGCGAAAGAGAAUGAGAAUGAGAAAAAAAUACAAAAAUAAUGCACAUUUCAAUUACCGUUAUAUUUACGCCUUUACGUUUGUUCAUUGAUUUUAUUUCACAACAACUUCUACGUUCAUUUAUGUUCACUUCAAUAAUCGUUUAUCGUUAAACGUUAUCCUUGAGUUUCAUAAGUUCAUUCAAACGACGAAAUAUCGUACAACAACCAAUUUUAUGUAAAAAACAAAUGGUGUGACGUAAGCAACUGGGAACCAUUAGUGAGGUUAGCUACACAUUAAACAAAGGAAUUAACCGAAGGGAGAAAAAACCAAGAAACCAAAAAACCAAAAAAAGCAAAGAAUUAACGAAACAACAAAUAAAAACUACAACUAUACAACCUACUGAAAACUACAAGUCAAACAACAAUCAACACCAAAUUUAGUAGAGUAAAUGUAAAAAAUUACAAGUAAAAUGCAUAAAAUAGCUAAAACAAAAAGCAAACUAAAUCGAGAUUCAAGCUCAUCUCAAAAUUCGAAAAACAUAUAUAUAACUCGCUCUAAAGCUGUAGUGGAGCGGAGUAUGAGUAUAAGCCAUGUGGAAAAGCGUUGCCCUUGGCAGUUGGUGGUGGGUCUAUGCUUUUGCGCAGAAAAAAAAAGAAACUGAUAAAAAAGCGUAAGCUUGCAACACUGCUUUGCAAUAAAGAUUCUAAACAAUUGUAAUAUACAAUAUAGAUAUGUUUAUAUGUAUUAAAGAAAAAAAAACAAAAACAAAAGCUACUUGUACUAGACAAAACAAAAAAAAAAACUAUAACUAAACGUACUUCAAACUAUACCAACAAACAAUGUAAGAAAGCAAAACAUACAUAUUUAUCAUAUACGUAAUCAUUUGAGACGUUUGAGUUUAGAGGCAAAUAAUCUUAACUUUACCACAAAACACAUUUAAUGGAAUAUCUGGAAGCUACGAAUGCUAUAUGUUCUUGUUGAGUCCGAGGCCAGCCUAUAUAACUUCACAUACGAGUUUGAUUAGGUACAUAUUUCAAUGGCGAAUUUUAUUUAUUGACACUUUUUUCUAAGAAAAAUUAAGAAUUCACUUCAAAUUGAUGUCUAAUUCUUGACGUUUUAAGUCUAUUCCAAAGUGUGAAAGAAAUAGAGAACUUGUGUCAUAGCAACAUAUUUUAAUAGUCCUCUCUCUUCUACACGUAUAUAUCACUAGCCAACUUCAAGUCGUAAGCGCUGUUAAAAUAGAACAAUGAUUUAAUCGGAAAAAGAGCCGAGUCUUUAUGAUAUGCUUCAACAAAAUCUAUGAAUAAUUGCAAAGACUUUGAAAGCUUGAAAGAAAUUAUAGCCUAUAUAAACUUCGCUAGAUUUAGCUUGAUCUGGUAGAACGAAGAAAGAAGAAGCUCUAAAAUUAUGACGAUUUGAUUAAAAUAUUAGUAGGAGGCCUUAAACUCCAAUGUCACCUUCCUAAUUAUAUAGGGAGUUUGUGGAAAAAAUUCCUUAGAAAGAAUUAUACAUCAGAGCCGUCAAGAUAGAGUUAAUAUGAAUUAUUCAAAAUUUGUUGAGAACCUCCUAAAAUUAUUUCGAAACUAUCAAGGAAAUGGAAUUCGAAUUAUUUGUUAUGGAGUGAUCUCUGAAUAUUAAACCUAGACUCUCUACUAACGGACUAGUUUUGGUGUAAAAAAUCUAUGUUCACUUCAAAUAUUCUUAAGGAUUACUCAAGAAAACUGCUGAUGCUCUCAUUAGCAACCCAACCAACCAUUGUGGAAUAUAUUUAUCUAAUAUUCGAAAAAUUCGAAAUUCGUCAUCAUUACCGACAUUUCUACAAGACUAGUAUGGAAGUUGCAAAAGAGUCGGACUUCGGGACCACAAGGUAGCUAAGCAGAGAUAUUUUAAAUCCAACUACUGGCUUUCAUCUUACUAAUUACACUUUGAAAUACACACACACAAACGCGCUAACAUUUGUAAAUAAGGCUUUUGGCAUUAAAUGUAUAGAAUAUGCGUUCAAUAUCACAACACAGUUAAUUAUUUAUUUUCAAUACAAAGCCACACACAAGUCACUGAUGUAUUUUUUUCUGCACGCGAAUUUUAUAAACUUAAGCACAUUCACAGAUACUCGUACUACAUAUGUAACGGUAAGUUUAUACACUAAUUUAAGCUGUUAAAUGCAAAUGAUUUGUAAAUAGUUUGUAAAUAAGCGUACUAUAUUUUUAAAUGAUACAAUUAAAUAAAUAAUUUCUCGUUUUUAUACAAAACAAUAGCAACAAACACGUAACGAGUAAAUAAAUAAAAGCAAAAACAAAAAAUUAACAAAUAAAAAAUUAAAGAAAUAAAACAAAAAUAUAGUAUGUACUACGAAAUAUGUAUGUAUGUAUGUGCUUUAGAAAAAAAAACGAAAACCAAAAAAACCAAAUAGAAUUCAUUCAGAAAUUGUUCAGCCUCCGAUGUCCGCAUUAAACGCAAUAAAUGGAAUCAAACGCAAAACAAAGCAAACAUACUGUAUCACCAAAUAGUCUAUGGCAAAUACAAGUAAAUGAUGUUUGUAGUUUAACAUUUAGAAGAAUAAGUAACACUGCCAAAUUAAUUAAAACAAAAAUUUCAUUGAAAUCAAUCAACACACAAAUGGCGCUGACGUAACUCACUAACAUGUAUGUAGUACAAUUUUGUAGAAGUUACCAUUAAAGACCACAGCAAUAGUAUGUGACUAAGGAACCUUAACUUCAUUACAAGAUUAUAUUUUAUUUCACUUGAUUGAGAAUUAUGCUGAAGCUGAUUACCAACAAAGACGAGAUCAAUACUGGGAUGAGUUCAAUACCAGGAACUAGUACUAUAAUCAAUAUCUCGUAUACAUUUAGGACGCUUUUCGAAGAGUCCAGAGUUUCAGAAAAGUUCGUAAGAAUAUGAAAAAGUAUUCGACGAAAAUUAAACGAUCUUCAGUAUAUGAGAUUGUAUACAGACUACUUCAGAUUAUUAUAUGCCUUCAGAAAAGUCUAAAGAUCUUCACUACGUUAGUCCCAAUACUAAAUAUUAUUAUUCCAGGUGAACGUUCUUACUUAGUUUUACGAAUGUAUAUGAUUUCCUCGGCAAUCUAUACCUAAUAAGAGAAUUGUUAGAGAACAGUGAUCUCCUAAUACAUGAAUAAUUUUGGUACUAAAAACACAUAUUAUUUAGACCCGAUACUAACUCAUUUAUAGAACUCCUGGAAGUGUAGAACCCACCACAAUCAUCACAAAAAGAAAACUAAACACUAAACGAAUGCGCUAAACAACUACAAAAUGUUGAAGAACAAACGAUGAAUAUAAACAUACAUACAUACAAAAAUGAUUUACCACCAAAAAAAAGAAAUUAUUUCGAAUCACAAUCAUAACAAUCAAAUGAAAGAUAUAAAUUAUUAACGUAAAAAUAAAUUACUGAAGAAGAAAAUAGGCGAAACUCAAAAAAAAAAAAAAUUAUAAAAUAAAAUAAUGAGUAACUAGACGUUUAGUUUAGCUUUUUGUAAAUUAUAAAGAAUUAUAAAAAAUGAUGGCAAAUUGUUAGGAGAAAACAAAAAAUAGAUACCAAAAAAGUUAAAUUAAAACAAAACAAAAAAAGUUAUGUAAGCAAAACGAAUUCGAGCUUUUACAGAAUAAUCAACUAUACAUUAAAACACACAAAUUUAGAGGUAUGAAAGAUGUUAAACAAAAUGAGCAAAAAAAUAGUAAAUUCGCAUAAAAUAUUGACAUGAGUAAGCUAGGCAAAAUACUACGAAUUAUUUUCAUGUGUAGUGUAGAAUUUAAAAUGAAAUUCAGCGCGUUAAAUAAAUAAAAAAAAUAAUUAUGAAACAGCAGCAAAUGAUAGCAAAUUGUUAGUAAAAAAAGAACAUUUAAAAAUACUGAACAGAAAAGCCGUCAUUAAGAGUAAUUAACUAAAUAAUAAACUAAUUAAAUUGAUAAACAUAAACAUAAAAUUUGGAAUUAAAAAAAUAAAAUUAAAAAAUAACAAGAAAAAUAGGAAAAAAAUAAAUUGUGAAUAUUAUGCGCCUUCAAAGUUAUUUAUUGUAUAUGUAGAUGUGACAAGUAUAAUUAAGUAUUAAUUUAAAUAAAUUAAAUAAAAAAUAAAAAAAAAUUAACAUAAACAAAUUCAAGGCAUUCGUUCAUUUAGAAAACAACAGUUAAGUACGGUUUAUUGUAGAAAGUUUAUUUUAGUCUUAUUUGCGCUCAAUUUAAAAAUAAUCAAGGCGGUAAAAAAUAAUUUCAACAAAAAUUUCAAAAUCUGUGGUUAUUUAAAAGCAUAACGCCUUAAUACAGUUUGAAUCUGAAAAGUUUUAAGUGAAAGCUCUUAAGGCAAAUUGUGUGUUAAUAUCAAAAGUUUUAAAUGAAAGCUCUUAAGACCAAUUGAGUGUUUUUGAAGUUUUUUCAGCAUGAAUGCCAGUGUACUUUAUUUGAUAAACAAAGGUAACCGCCAAAACUUAGUUAUCACAUUUUAUGACCCUGAAUAAGUUUAUUAAUGUGGUCGACAAAUUAUUUCAAUAUUCUAUACAUCAAAGUUCGAUUUUCUAAACGCGAUUGGUCAAAUCCACAACAAUUUUGUCGACAAUCUCAAAUAUUUAAAGACUUCUUCUUUUCUUAUUACAAUUCAAAAUUCGUCAUUCAAGUAUUUUCAGCAAAAAGUUAGGUGAAAGCUUACUACAUUGAGCUUUCAUGCCGUCAAAAUAGAGCUUUUUCAUAUUUAUAUAAUUGUUUUUGUUUAGUAAACUGGUAACGCUUUUUUAUAAGAAAUAUUGUUUUAAUUUUACAAAAUUUCCUGUAAUAUUCAUUUACUUUCGAGCAAAAUGGAAAAUACUACAAUUCAUAACAACAACAAUCAAACAUUUAAGCACAUAAAACAAAAACCGUAAACAUUCUUGUAAAUCAGCCAGCCAAAGCCAAGAAGCUUAGUGAAUAGUUUAGCUUUUAGAAAAAAAGUAAAUAGUAACGCAAGGUCAGAAAAUAAGUGAAAUAAUAUUAGCGAAAUUAAAUAAACGAUAUGUAAGAGAAAAAUUAAAAUAUGUAUAAAUGCAAAAAGUUAAACAUAGUUUUAAAUUUAAAAACUUAAGGUGAGAUUAAUAUGAUAUUCAAUGAAAAAUAUAUAACAAAGAAACUCUCGAUGUUGUGAAACUUGAUGAAAUCUCUUUGAAAAAAAAGUCAUAAAUAUUUAUAAUAGAAAAUCACAAUAUACUACAUGCAUAUUAAUAAACAAAUUAAAUUUCUAUUGAUUUUUUUAUUAAACACGAUAACACUCACCACACUUUAACACUGACUCACAUUUAUAAAGAAAAUUCUCAUAGACUCGUAUGAACCACCAAAGAUUGCUUAAGAAUAGUUGAAGUAAAAACAAAAUUUGAAAAAAAAAAAUAGAAAAAAGAAAAACAAAUUAGUGAAGUAAAUGUAUGAGAAAUGCAGCUGCGCCCGCAUUUUCCGGUAGUUAGCGAACUUUUUUUUUAUAAAAUACAUUAAAAUAUAUGUAUAACAAAUAGAAGAAAUAUAUUUAGCAAAUAUUAAUGUAUAUAAAUACAUGAAUAUAUGAAUAUGAAUGAAAACAAAAACAAACAAAAUUUUAGUAAUAGAAAAGGAAAUAACGCUAUAAAAAUAUUUAUUUUAUAAUUUUUUUAAUACAAAAAAUUACAACAACAUAAUUUGUAAACAAAUUUUCUGAUUUUAGAGAACAAAUAUAACAUUGUUAUUAAUAAUAUGUUUCUGUACUAAAACAACUUACCAAAAAAAUGUACCGCGGAAAUCAGUAACUGAAGAAAUUUUGUUUUACAAUCGUUUUGUACACCAAAUUUAUAUUGAAAUAUUUACGCUAUUUAUUACAAAGAAGUUCAAGUGAAAAUUUCACCCAAAAUGAUAAAUGUUAGUAUGCAAGCUACAGCUUAGACUACCGCAACAAUCACAAUCCAUAAUU
Messenger RNA from Zeugodacus cucurbitae (melon fly), 13324 nucleotides. It is a transcript of the gene slo, whose product is annotated as calcium-activated potassium channel slowpoke. Gene Ontology annotation, biological process: potassium ion transport; transmembrane transport. The coding region runs from base 1371 to 5093 and encodes 1240 amino acids. Gene Ontology annotation, cellular component: postsynaptic membrane. Gene Ontology annotation, molecular function: large conductance calcium-activated potassium channel activity. The transcript has 27 exons. NCBI's taxonomy places the organism in Eukaryota, Metazoa, Arthropoda, Insecta, Diptera, Tephritidae. The record is from RefSeq and is a predicted model, not a curated record.